UCAACAGUGUCGUGGCGCGCUAGUUGGGUUUUAUGAAAUAACAACAAAUAACGCGACAGUGCAAUUGAUGUAAAAUGGAUGUUGAACGUUAACAAUCAGUGUGUUUUUUUGCGCCGAGUGAACUGGCAGCGAGUUGUGUGAAACUAAACAGUUUUUGCAAUGCCGUAUUGAUUUUGUUCGUCACCGGUUUUGAUACGCUGUUAUGAACUUUUUCUAACUUAUUGGAGUUAAAACACUUUACUGGUUGUAAUCUAAUGCUGAUUAACGUAUUGUUCUUUGUAUUUAUGCGAGGACACUGUUAAUUGAAGCUUAUCGAGGACGGGAUAUCGAAUUGGGAAUAAAUUAAGUACAUAAAAUGGAGAAGGUUGAAUCCCCGCUGGACGUAUUGUCGCGAGCUGCGACCAUGGUGCAGCCAUGCCCGGCGUAUCCCGCCAGUGACUCUGAUGGCUUCGAAACUCCAAGCACAGCUUCGAGCGGCGAGUCAGAGGGAGAUCGGACGCUGUCGCCAGAAACGCCGCGUGCGCAGCCGAAGGAACUCACGGGGAAGUGGAGGCGCGAGCGCCGGACCAGGCAGCCUGACUACAGACCCAGAGAAAACGGCAAAAUGGCGCUUCGCUCGCAAUCGUUCAACGAGCGGCGAAUCGGACCCGCGCUGGCGCGGGCACCGCACAGUGACGGCGAGUUGGAUGAUGAAGACGCGCCCGCCAACCUCACUACCAAUGGAAAAGCGCCUCCUGAGUACCCGGGCAAGCACGAAGCGCCAAUCGACAUGCGGCUACGCUCGCGGCCCGCGCCGCCGCCGUACAACCGGCCCUCCGUCAUCACCAAAAGUGACACGCCGCCUGGUUCAAUGUCAAUGUGCGACCCAGUAAUCGACGAGCACUUCAGGCGGUCGCUCGGCGACGACUACAUGAACCUGUUCAAGAAGAGCGCCGAGAGCCAGCCCGGCCCCAAGCCCAACACCAAGGACCGCGCCAGCUCCCCCAUCCAGUUCAAACCCGAGGAGCCCCCCAAGCCCGCCAAGAUCAUCGCCAUGGAGGUCGACGACGCUUCUCUCUCCGUCGACGAUCACUUCGCCAAGGCUUUAGGAGACACAUGGAGGCAACUACAAACCUCUCGGCUAAAAGAAACCGAGAAAACGCAAGCCAGAGGCGGCGUCGACGACCACUUCAGCAAAGCUCUCGGCGACACGUGGAAGAAAAUACAAAACCCCAAACUCAAUCUCGACGACGAGAAGAAAGAUCAAACGACGAAAAUUAUAUCGAGGAGCGGCGUCGUGAUAUAAUAGCGUCGUUGCGGCCUGGCGGUUCCGUUAACGACUUUACGAGUCAUUUCAUGAUACUAGCUCGAGUAUCAAUUAAUUCCCACUUGUUUAAUGUUAAGCUAUUUACCGUGAGCGCGGUGGCUCGUAACGUUUACACAGCGUUCGACGUCCGAAUCCAUGACAAUCUGUUACCUAUUAGGCUUUGGGAAGUAUUUUUUUAAAGAUAUUUAGUCAAUUAGUAGUCACCAGUUACACUAUAUAAGUUAUUACCUCAAUUUAAACGCUUCUGCACGAUUCACUGUACUUAGGUUUAAGUGUUGUAAAUAUUAGUCACCUACUGUUAUUUAAACUUUAGCGUUCGGUGGGGUAAAGGUGUCGUGUGUAACUAUUCUUGUAACUGUAAUGUUCCUCAUAUUAUAAGAUAGGUUUCAGUGGAUUCAUAUUCGAAUAAGCGACAAUGAAGUACCCAUCGAAAUUGAAUGUCAGUACCUACUAUGUGUAAAUAAUUUUAAGUAAAUAUAAGAUAUAUUUAAAGCUAAAGAUUUCAUUGUUCUCUGAUUGUGUUAUGAUCGUACAUAGUACAUAGUAACUACAAAAUUAGAUAGGGCUAAAUAUUGACUUAAAAGGUGUUCCUAUCAUGUCUGUUGUUUACGAUAAUUUUUUCGAUUGUUUUAUGGAUGCUUUUAAAAUAAUACAUUUUAAUUUAUGACGAAGAAUAUAAGAUAGCUGGAUUUAUAUAAAAUACAAAAUUUUGAACAAAAUAAAUUAGUAUUGUACGAGAGAGUUGAAUACAUGAUGACCCUAAAAUGAUAAAUAAGUUCUAGUGGCAACGUAAGGAUUGAAGUAUACACCAAAGCCAAAUAAUUCAUAACUUUAUAGCCUAUGUCCACAAUCCAAGGGCAUAUUCGUCCCACAUCAGAUCAAAUCUAUGAAAUUAUUGGCGUGUGCGCUGACUUAUUAUCGCGUGACAAUAUCGAGAUAAUACGAAGCGCUUACCAUACUAAUUGUCUGAACAAUGUGUAAAUGUUUUAUACAUUUUAUAACGUGUACACAACCAUAAAAGGCCUUGUCAGUAAACAUGUAAACACGCACCAAUAUAUGUCCACCCUAGAUAGUAAUAAAAUUAUUCUACAUAAAAAUCAUAUAUACUAUAAAAAAUAUGUGAGUGUGCAUGUCCCACUUUGUCGAUUGCUAUAAAGCCGCUUUGUCAGUUUACAUAUAAAGAUACAAGUACCUAAAUCUCGCCUUAAUGGUAACCGACAAAGUGGGACGUUUUAUUAAACACAGUCACAUAUACAGUCGUUACAAGCUGAACUCUUAAGGAUUUUUAUACCAUAGACUGCGUAGGUAUGAUUUAAAACGUCAAACUUUAAAACAUAAUAUGAUUAUAACGUCUACUUAACAUGUUUGCACGUGUAAAGUUCGUGUAUUAAAAUCGCUGUGUUAACUUAGCUUGAUCUGAUUGUACCUUUCGCCAAAACGUUAUUAGAUACUUUUGAUAUAUUCAUUCAAAAGUAUCUAAUAACGUUAUGUGCUGACUGACACUAUAAGUGCGUUUUCACAUUAUCCGAUCCGAUAUGGGAUAUCGGAAGGAUUUCAAAGGCAAAACUCAAAGAUGGCGGCUUCAAUGUAUGGGAUAUCGGUCCUACAUCCGAUAUCGGAUCGGAUAAUGUGAAAACGCACUAAGAGUUUAUAAUUUGGACUGUAAUUGACUUAACUUGGAGUUGUAAUUAGGCCUAUCAUUGAAAUAUUUAACGAUGUCGCGUGAAAACUAGAGGCUUUUAAAUGUUUACAGUACCUAUAAACAAAAUAACUGUCGAUAAAAAACUUAGAAAGCGAAACUGAUGAAAAUUCUGGCAUUCAUCAUGUUCCCAAUUCAAAUGUAUCGACUUGUUAGGGGUUUGAACUGAUUUUGAUACGACAUGACACAUGACAUGUGAAACCGAUGAACUACAUAUAUAGCGCGAAAAGAUUUGUCUUCGUAUUGUUGCGAAAACGUACGAACUUGUCAUGCUAUUUCAGUCAGUCUCAGUACAAAAUGUACUGACAUUGACUGAACUACCAUGACAAAUUAGGUGCGAACGUUUCCAGAAAAAUAUGAAGGAAGCCCUUUUCGCACUAUAUCGUACGAUACCGAUUUUCAGUGUCAAUAAAAUCGUCACUGAUUCUUGCUGACAGGUGUAUCGCUGUCACAGUUUAUGAGAAAUUGAGCAUAAUGUCAUGUUUCGCUGAGUUUCGAUUACAUUUUUGGCUUAAAGGUCUCUUAACUAUUUGCAUGUCGUGUUUUCGACUGAAUACUGAAACCUAUAAAACUUGUUGUCAUCCUGUACCAUACGUAUUCUGGAAAAUAAAGAAAUUCUAUUCUAUUCUAUUCUAUUCUAACCUGGCCAUUAAAAAAACCGCAUCACUAAUCAGUGAGCAAUCUUGGUCGUAUCAAAAUAAGAUCAACGCCAAAACCAGUCGUUGUAUCUGAAUCAGUCCUAUUCAAUUGUAAACGAUACGCGAAUAAAAAAAUAACUGGCUGUUAUCCAAGGGUUGCGAUGUAUCUCAUAAGGGGCCGGAGUUUCCAUGGCAACGUCAAACGCUUCUAAGAUAUGGCUCUAGUAAAAUGAAAUGAUCUGUGUUGAUAUUGAUAAUAUCGCUAUUAUUUCAUUUUGUAUGAAAAUAAUAUGAAUAUAAUUUUAUAGUAACAGUAACAUAUGCCCCAUAUAUCUCAUUUUCUGCGGUGUUAUGAAAACUCCGGUCCAGUUCUAAUAAUAAUAAUAAUCUUUGUAAAUAAUAAUUACUAUUUAUGCACAUUAUAAUUGUUAGAUGUCGUUGAAAAUACGCAAAUACACAAUAAGCCUGAAGUAA
This is a messenger RNA of Leguminivora glycinivorella, 4117 nucleotides long. It is a transcript of the gene Tgi, whose product is annotated as transcription cofactor vestigial-like protein 4. The record is from RefSeq and is a predicted model, not a curated record. Gene Ontology annotation, biological process: negative regulation of DNA-templated transcription. The transcript has 6 exons. NCBI's taxonomy places the organism in Eukaryota, Metazoa, Arthropoda, Insecta, Lepidoptera, Tortricidae. Gene Ontology annotation, molecular function: transcription coactivator binding. The coding region runs from base 356 to 1285 and encodes 309 amino acids.